This is a messenger RNA of Pleurotus ostreatus (oyster mushroom), 1761 nucleotides long. RefSeq lists its product as uncharacterized. The record is from RefSeq and is a predicted model, not a curated record. The transcript is spliced from 11 exons. Gene Ontology annotation, molecular function: calcium ion binding; mannosyl-oligosaccharide 1,2-alpha-mannosidase activity. NCBI's taxonomy places the organism in Eukaryota, Fungi, Basidiomycota, Agaricomycetes, Agaricales, Pleurotaceae. Gene Ontology annotation, cellular component: Golgi membrane; endoplasmic reticulum. Gene Ontology annotation, biological process: carbohydrate metabolic process; N-glycan processing. Bases 1 to 1761 code for a protein of 586 amino acids.
AUGAGUUUGAAGCCUGGAAUGGAUGCGCCAUUCAAGACGCUAAACUCCCCGUCCACGUCGCCCUCCACCUUCUCGUCCAUCUACCUAAUGCUCCCACUCCACAAUACUCGCGAUGAAGAGUCCAAAUCUCUCGGACGACGCUGGCUAGGACGCCCGCUUGCCCGAUGGGCCGCUUUGGGGGUGUGUCUCGUUCUUGGAUUCUGGUUCUUGACGCCCCUGGUCUUCGAGUGGCACGACGAUAUUCGUUUUACGCCACGGUUCACUCUUCUGCCGCUCCAGGAUGUGUUCGGGGUGAAGGCGCAGCCGGGACUCGUCAUGGGCACGAUGCCGCCCAAGCUCGACGACUCGCGGCUGUGGAAUCAGCGCGCAGCGAAGGUCCGGGACGCGUAUAAACAUGGGUACAAUCACUAUCUCAAGUACGCAGCAGGCCACGACGAGCUCCUCCCUCUCAGCAAUGGCUGGCAAGACAAGGGAGUCUCCAUGAUCGACUCGAUGGACACGAUGUGGAUCAUGGGCCUCCGCGCCGAGUUCGACGACGCUGUGCGUGUCGUCGCCCAGCAGAACUUCACCCAGAUUACCGGCUUCUACGCGCCUUUCUUUGAGACCGUCAUCCGCUACCUCGGCGGCCUUCUCUCCGCAUAUGCACUGUCUGGGGAGACGAUCCUCCUCGCGCGCGCAGACGACCUCGGCGCACGCCUGCUCCCGGCCUUCAAUUCCCCGUCGGGCCUUCCCCGCUUCGGUGUCAAUCCCGCUACAGGCGACACGUCUCUUGGCUGGACAGGCGGGCCCGUGCUGUUCGCUGAAGCCGCGAGCUGCCAGGUCGAGUACAAGUACCUCGCACAUCUCACAGGACGAGCAGAGUAUUUCGAGCGGGUGGAGAACGUGAUGGACAAGAUUUACGCAGCUAAUGUUACUGACGGGCUCUUUGCCACACAAUGGGAUCCGGCAGAUGCUAUGCCUCUUGAUACCCAUUUCUCCGUCGGCGCGUCGGUUGACAGCGGGUACGAGUACCUCCUCAAGCAAUACCUCCUGAGCAGCAAGUCCGAAACGCGCGCCAAAUCACAAUACCUCGCGUCCAUGGACGGCAUCAUCAACCACCUCCUCUACCUCUCCCCGACGCGCAAGCUGCUCUACGUCACCGACACCUCCUACGGCACGCCCACGCACAACCUCGAGCACCUCGCGUGCUUCCUCCCGGGCCUCCUCGCGCUCGGCGCGCACACGCUCCCCGCUGCCGACCUGAGUCCGCACGAUAGGGAAAGGCAUAUGUGGGCUGCGCGGGGGCUGGCGUAUACGUGUUAUGUGACGUACGCGGACCAGAGGACGGGGCUGGGGCCAGACGGCGUGCAGUUUGAUGAGGGGGGCACGAGGUGGGUGGAGGCGCUGGGGGAGGACUAUCAGGACUCGUCGAGCGUGUAUAUUCUGCGGCCCGAGACGGUGGAGUCGUUCUUCGUGCUAUGGAAGACGACCGGGGACGUGAAGUGGCGGGAGCGCGGGUGGGCGGUCUUCCAGGCGCUGGAGAAGCAUGCGCGUGUGCAGAACGGGUACGCGAGCGUGCACGACGUUGACGAGGUCCCGGCAGUGCCCAACGACGAUAUGCCGAGCUAUUUCCUAGCGGAAACGCUCAAAUACUUGUACCUCUUGUUCGCAGAAGCGGAUAUCGUGCCCCUGGACAAGUGGGUGUUCAAUACCGAGGCCCAUCCACUGCCGGUCUUUACGUGGUCCCAGUGGGAGCGGAAGGCAUACAAUAUAAGAACAUAA